UAGUCACGCAGAACGGUCAAGUCUUAAGAGAUCACAAAUAUCCUUGGAAGUUAGUUCGAGUCGAGACCCCGAGCACAUAACAGGUCUUUUUCUCGUCGGUUAUUCUUUAUUCUCAAAAAUAUAGCGAAAAAAAAUUUGUUUUUCCGUUUUUAAAAACUUGGUGACAAAAAAAUUGAUGAAAGAGGACAAAAUCAUUUGCGAUUUUCAACCAUUUUUGUGCUAAAUUUGGAUUUUUGAAAAUUUCUAUUUUCUUUUUAAUUUUUAAAGUAAAGUGUGAUUCGAAUUUUUAUUUUGGGAACUGAAGAAGAAGAAGAGGAGGAACUUAGUGCAAUUUUUCUGCGUUAAUAUCUUUUUUCUUCUCUUGAUGGCUGUCAGUACGCUCAACAUGGCGCCGUAUUUCACAUCAGGAUAUCCUUUUCAAGGACAGGGACGAGUGAAUCAGCUUGGCGGUGUUUUCAUAAAUGGACGACCACUGCCGAAUCAUACUCGUCAUAGAAUUGUCGAAAUGGCAGCGAGUGGCGUGAGGCCCUGUGUCAUUUCACGUCAACUUCGCGUCUCUCACGGUUGUGUCUCGAAAAUUUUGAAUCGCUAUCAAGAAACGGGUUCAAUAAAGCCGGGAGUCAUUGGGGGCAGUAAACCCCGCGUCUCUACACCCGAAGUCGAGGCUAAAAUCGAGGACAUGAAGAAACAAAAUCCAGGAAUGUUCAGCUGGGAGAUAAGAGAGAAAUUGAUAAAGCAGGACGGACUUUGCGAGAAGACAUCAGCUCCAUCAGCCUCCAGUAUUUCGAGAUUACUCCGCAGUCCUUCGGCUCAUAUGAAGCCCGGCGACGAUCCCCGACGAAAUCAUUCAAUUCACGGAAUUCUCGGUGGAAGUAGUGGUGACGAUUCGGACAUCGACAGUGAGCCUGGCAUCACUCUGAAGAGAAAACAACGAAGAAGCAGAACAACAUUUACAGGCGAACAACUCGAACAAUUGGAAGCAGCUUUCCACCGAACUCAGUAUCCUGAUGUCUACACUAGAGAGGAACUAGCCCAAAAAACAAAAUUAACGGAAGCAAGAGUCCAGGUCUGGUUCAGUAAUAGAAGAGCAAGACUACGGAAGCAAAUCAACAGUCAGCAGAUCAAUGCCUUCAAUACCAUGAGUCUACAGACUUUCCAGCCACAACACUACAGCAGUCCUGACAGUUAUCAAACCUACAGUCAAACCUCGGCAGCAGCAACCACUGGAUACUCACAGGCCUACAAUUACAGUGACAAUUACUAUUCCUCACAGCAACAGUGGCCGAGAUCGACCACCGACAACUAUGGACUGUUCAACGCCUCCCACUACGGUGGCGGUAACUUGGCCUCAAAUUUGGCCUCAAGCAACCUAAAUUUGGGCAGCCUGGGAGGCAGUGUCAGCCCGUCGACAGCUACCAACAUGAGCACGUGCAUGAUACAGGGCGCUUCGUCGGGUGUUCCCACUUCCGGAAUGGGACAUCAUCAUCACGUCACACCGCAUAGUCCGAGUGAGGCCAAAAGUGGCUAUCCCUACUAGGGUGGCAUCGACACUCAUUAACCAAAUUUUCACGAAAAAAAUAAAGAAAAUUCACAAUUUUACAAAAAAAAAAAAAUACAAUUUUACAAAAAACUAGGUACAAUUUUACGAAAAUCUAGUUUUGCA
This is a messenger RNA of Leptopilina heterotoma, 1663 nucleotides long. Its product is annotated as protein gooseberry-like. Lineage: Eukaryota; Metazoa; Arthropoda; Insecta; Hymenoptera; Figitidae. The coding region runs from base 365 to 1537 and encodes 390 amino acids. The transcript is spliced from 6 exons. Gene Ontology annotation, biological process: anatomical structure development; regulation of transcription by RNA polymerase II. The record is from RefSeq and is a predicted model, not a curated record. Gene Ontology annotation, molecular function: DNA-binding transcription factor activity, RNA polymerase II-specific; RNA polymerase II cis-regulatory region sequence-specific DNA binding.